Molecule: messenger RNA, 786 nt
Organism: Sclerotinia sclerotiorum 1980 UF-70
Lineage: Eukaryota; Fungi; Ascomycota; Leotiomycetes; Helotiales; Sclerotiniaceae
Exons: 1
Coding region: 1-786 (261 amino acids)
Biological process (GO): pentose-phosphate shunt; carbohydrate metabolic process
Molecular function (GO): 6-phosphogluconolactonase activity
Source: RefSeq, a predicted model, not a curated record
AUGGUUGGCUCACAACCUAACCUCUUCGCCUUCCCAUCCGUCGAUACCCUCGCCACAACUCUACGCCAAUACAUCGUACAAGCACAAAGCGCCGGACUUGCACGUCAUGACGCCUUCAAAAUCGCCGUAUCUGGAGGUUCUCUACCCAAAACCCUCGCUGCGGCUCUCCUCGCCCCAUCACAUGGUCCGGAAGAUACUAUCCAUUUCUCCAAAUGGGAAAUCUUUUUCGCAGACGAAAGAGCCGUUCCUCUCGAUCAUGAAGAUUCUAAUUACGCAUUAUUAAAGAGCGAAUUACUCGAUAAGAUUCCCGCUGAGUUGGGAAAACCUACCGUUCAUCCAAUCGAUACGGCGCAUUUGGAUGAUGUACAGGAAUUGGCAGAUCAAUAUGAACAACUUCUCGUGCGCAGUUUUGCUUCGAGAGAUUCGGUCAAAUUACCGAUUUUCGAUCUGUUGCUCUUGGGAUGUGGUCCGGAUGGUCAUACGUGUAGUUUGUUUCCCGGUCAUGCAUUAUUGAGAGAGACAGAUGCUUGGGUUGCGCCGAUCGAAGAUAGUCCGAAACCACCGCCAAAGAGAAUCACACUUACAUUACCGGUUGUUACCCAUGGAGUUAAGAUAGCUUUCGUCGCAACAGGAGGUGGAAAGAAGGAGAUCAUGAAGGCAAUUUUUGAAGGAGGAAAUGGAUUACCUUGUGCAUUGGUUAAUGAAGGGGCUAGAGAGAGGUGUAGUUGGUUCGUUGAUAAUGCAGCAGUCGAAGGAGUUAGUUUCCCAAGGAAAGGAAGUCUUUAA